This is a messenger RNA of Anopheles darlingi, 1473 nucleotides long. RefSeq names its product integrin alpha-PS5-like. Gene Ontology annotation, molecular function: integrin binding. Lineage: Eukaryota; Metazoa; Arthropoda; Insecta; Diptera; Culicidae. The record is from RefSeq and is a predicted model, not a curated record. The transcript has 3 exons. Bases 1 to 1473 code for a protein of 490 amino acids. Gene Ontology annotation, cellular component: integrin complex; external side of plasma membrane. Gene Ontology annotation, biological process: integrin-mediated signaling pathway; cell adhesion mediated by integrin; cell-matrix adhesion.
AUGCACCUACUCGGACCGAUGCGUUCCGACAAAAAAUACGGUGCAUCCGCUCCGAUGGUCACACCGACCGUCACGGCGGUGCUGCUGCUGAUCAUGCUGCUGCAUACUGUAACUGGCUUCAAUCUGGCGACCUCAGCCAGCAUCUAUCUACCGAUCAUCCUCAUGCUCAACUACCAGCUGCUGAACGUGCCUCCAACGAACGCAUUCGGUGAUGUACCCUUCUGUGAGAAUUGCGUUAUGCUUGAUCCGAAUGAACCAGCUCGGCUAGUUCGGGAGGUUUCUUUCAAAACCGGAUGCCGGGGUGAGAUUUGCAUGUCCGAUCUACAGCUAUCGGCUCGCUGGCUAGACAUUGACAGUGAUGUAGAAUACAUUCUGGGCAGCACGAAGAAGGCUUCCCUCGAAUUCACGGUUUACAAUAAUGGUGAAAAUGCGUACCUGCCGCAGCUGAAUGUAACACUCCUGCCAGCUCGACUUACCCUAGCCAAUCUGACGCGCGAGUGUCGCCAGACGGUGACGAUCGAAAGUGUAAACGUACUGUGCGAUCUUAACAGAGGACUUCCGCUGAAGGCGUCCCACACCGCCAAGUACACCCUGGAGCUAGAUAUGACGAAGCUUAAAGGUGGUACAGUGUCUAAGGCAGAGAUACGUGCUGAGGCGCUCAGCACUAGCGAAGAGUUGGUACCGAUGGAUAACUUUUACGAAACGAUGCUGUCACUGCGGGAGUACAGCGAGAUCGAGUUCGUCUCUCCCCCCCCGGAUAAAUCCCACGUGAGCCUGAAAGGCAAGGAUGUGAAUAAAUUCAAGCUGACUCUGCACAACAAUGGUCCGAGUGUGUUCAGGAAUGUCGAGGUGACGAUGAAUGUUCCGUUCCGGAAACCGAACUCCGGUGGCCAAACGAACCAGUUCAUCGACAAAAACUCGAUCGUUUUCAGCGCAUCCCUUGGCAACAAAACGCUCGAUUACACAUGGAUCCAGAACGGUGAAGAUCUGUUACUGCACAAUCAUGGGUUGACCGCUUCACAAAAGAACCGGAUCGAUGAGUUCUUGUCUAAACUGCCUUCUGGAAGGAAGCUUCUGCUCAGCUGCCUUGACGAAAUUGAGUUGUACGAGCAGUGUGAACGGUUCACAGUAGCCGUCGAAUUCUUCCAUCCCGGUAAUGAAACGAUUGUGAUAGAGUUUAGCUUUCAGGUCGAUCUGGAUGCGGUCGCGAAUUCUCUCCCUGUUGCACCUGCAGACAUCCCAGGUUGUUGCUUUGUGGUAUUCAUAAUGGCCAAUGUGCAGCAGAAGCGAGAUCCAGCGGAAUCAGCGAAGCAUUCGCGCUUUACGCUAGCACCUAACGAUCUCUACACCCUCGUAUAUCACUACCCGGACCAGCACCUAACGAUCCCUACACCCUCGAAUACCGCUACCGGGACUUGGGUUUGGUCUUUGGUGAUAAUAGGCUCAGUAUUAUCAAGUAUUAUUCUACACUAA